UGUCCUUGUCCCUGCCUCCUGGCAGCGAGGAGCCACCCAGCAGCCGGGUUGUGAUUGGGCAGGGGGAGUGGGGUUCCUGACACAAGCGUGGUGCUGCCUUCUCUGGGACGUGUUUCAACAGAUGGUCGAGGUUAGAGAGUGUCAUCACAUCGGAGCGAGGAUUAGAGGAGAGAGGUUGUCUUCCAGGAGCUGUGUGGUCCCCCUCCCCACCCGCCUCUACACUUGAAACUUAAAUCCCAGCACCAGGGGCCAAACUCCUCUAUCAGGAAAAGGAAGAUCCUGUGAAGAACGUAGGGAUAAAGUCAACUUGGCCCUCAACAUCUUCCAAGGUGUGAGAGAAAUUCCUCGUCCAUCCUCUCCCUCCUCCCAUCUCUCCAGUGAUCCUCCCAUUAAGUCAUCUUAGUUGCCUGAUUCUCUUGGUCACCAUGCUGAUUCACUGGGUUUCCUGGAUGGUUCUACUGUCUAUAGACUUGAUUCCAGGCACCUGGGCCUUUACCACCACGAAGGCUCAGGGGCUUAGGGGUCGCAUGCAACGGGACCGCCGAAAUAUCCGGCCCAACAUCAUCCUCAUCAUGACCGAUGACCAGGAUGUUGAGUUGGGCUCCAUGCAGGUAAUGAAUAAAACCAGAAAGAUAAUGGAAGAAGGCGGCAUGAGUUUUAUCAAUGCCUUUGUCACCACGCCAAUGUGUUGCCCAUCACGGUCAUCCAUGCUGACGGGAAAGUAUGUCCAUAACCAUAACACCUACACCAACAAUGAAAACUGCUCCUCUCCAUCUUGGCAAGCACAGCAUGAGCCCCGCUCCUUUGCAGUCUACCUUAACAACACAGGCUACAGGACAGCCUUCUUUGGCAAAUACCUCAACGAGUACAACGGCAGCUACAUCCCACCCGGGUGGCGUGAAUGGGUCGGAUUGAUUAAAAAUUCCCGCUUCUAUAAUUACACUGUCUGUCGGAAUGGUAUCAAGGAGAAACAUGGUGCCGACUACGCCAAGGAUUAUUUCACAGAUCUGAUCACCAAUGACAGCAUCAGCUUUUUCCGCAUGUCGAAGAAGGUAUACCCCCAUCGUCCCGUGAUGAUGGUCAUCAGCCAUGCUGCACCUCAUGGUCCAGAAGACUCAGCCCCACAAUAUGCUGAGCUUUUCUCCAAUGCUUCACAGCACAUUACCCCCAGCUAUAACUACGCCCCAAAUAUGGACAAACAUUGGAUCAUGCAGUACACAGGGCCCAUGAAACCGAUCCACAUGGAGUUCACAAACUUUCUGCAUCGGAAAAGGUUGCAGACACUUCUGUCUGUGGACGACUCUGUCCAGAAGAUUUAUGAAAUGCUGGAGGAAACCGGAGAACUGGAGAACACCUAUAUAAUCUACACAGCAGACCACGGCUACCAUAUUGGUCAGUUUGGGUUAGUCAAGGGAAAAUCAAUGCCGUAUGAUUUUGAUAUCCGGGUGCCAUUCUUCCUAAGAGGACCAAAUGUGGAUCCAGGGGCCAUAAACCCACAUGUGGUCCUGAAUAUCGACCUAGCUCCCACUAUUCUUCACAUUGCUGGCCUCGACACCCCCCCAGACAUGGAUGGAAAGUCCAUUCUUAAAUUGCUGGAACAGGAGCGGACUGGCAACAGAUUUAAACCAAACCGGAAACCCAAAGCUUGGAGAGAUACAUUCCUGGUGGAGCGAGGUAAGAUGCUGCGGAAAAAGGACGACUCUACGAGCACUCAACACACCAACAGCCUCCCAAAAUACAAGAAGGUCAGAGAAACGUGCCAGCUGGCUGAACUCCAGACGCCAUGCGAGCAGCCAGGACAGAAAUGGCACUGUGUGGAGGAGAUAACGGGGAAGUGGAGGAUCCAGAAGUGUAAAGGUGGCUCUAAGGAAGGAUCCAGGAAGCGGGUUCGCAGCCUGAGACCUCCCAGCAGCUACGACAACAGGGAAAUGGUGUGCGACUGUGACGACCCUUUAUACAAACCAUCCAGGGCUGAUCGGCGUUCCCAACGGCGCUUCUCUUCAGGACAGCGUUUUCACCCCCGCUUUGUCCACACUCGGCCUGCUCGAUCACUGUCUGUGGAGUUCGAGGGCCAGAUAUACGACAUUGACCUGCAAGCGGAUGACCAGUCCGGCAUACGCCGCCGCAGCAUCUCAAAGCGGCACUACGACUCUGAGGACCCCAAUUACGAAUUUGGAUCCGAUGACGGUUCAGAGGAAAUGCUGGCGGAUGAUACCAAUGCGGUGGGAUACCCAAACUCUUUGAAAGUUACCCACAAAUGUUACAUCCUGAUGAAUGACAGCGUUCACUGUGAGAGGGAGAUCUACCAAUCCUCCAGAGCCUGGAAAGAUCAUAAGAGUUAUAUUGAUCAGGAGAUUGAAGCCCUUCAAGACAAAAUCAAGAACCUUAGAGAAGUCAGAGGCCAUCUGAAAAGGACAAGACCAGAUGAUUGCGAUUGUGGAAAAAGCUUAUUUAACAAAGGCAUCAGAAACAAGGGAGAAAGACUGAAGGGCAGGAAUGAUCAGCUCCAUCCAUUCAAGGAGACCACACACGACACCGAUGGGAAAGCCCAGCUGUAUAACGAGAUCAGACGCAGGAAGAAGGAAAGGAAAGAGAAGAAGCGACAGAGGAAGGGAGACGACUGCAGCCUGCCAGGCCUCACUUGCUUUACUCAUAACAAUGACCACUGGCAGACAGCUCCAUUCUGGACAUUGGGUGGAUUCUGUGCUUGCACCAGCUCCAACAACAACACCUACUGGUGCCUAAGAACCAUCAACGAGACCCACAACACACUCUUCUGCGAGUUCUCCACCGGCUUCCUGGAAUACUUUGAUCUGAACAGUGACCCAUACCAGCUGACCAACGCGGUGUACGCUGUGGAUCGGGACGUCCUGAACACACUCCACGCACAACUCAUGGAGAUGAGGAGUUGUCAAGGGCACAAACAGUGCAAUCCCCGACCUAAAGGCUUGGAUACGGCAGCACACAGCCAGUAUGGGAAGGACGACAGGGUUAAGCUGCCCAACUUGACAGAUGAGGAGGUGAACUGGCAGGAACUGGAGGAUUUGUAUAGCAUAAACGAAAGCCUGUAUGAAUGUAGGCCAGACUACAGACCCAGCCCAGAUAACUGGGCCAACUUCCAGAAGGAUGUUGAUAAAAUGUUUGCACUGCGACACGUUUUGAAACAAUUCAACCAAACCCGAAAGCUUGACGACUCCACCCUGCCGGAGCUGGGCUCUGGGGCCGGGGGUGGAAGCCUUGAAGAGGCCAGCGGAGAAGAGCUGGCCUCCACCGGCGACAUCUGGUCAUUUCUGGCUACAGAGACUCGACUCGCCACCCCCGAUCCCAGCAUAAAGCCGCCAGCACCUUCAAAACCAGAAUGGAAACUGGAAUCUGUUGUGAACGACCUUCCUGAGAGCCUGGUAAGCAGACUCAGGGAGGCUGAUUUGUCGUCGUCGGUUCCCCGCAGAGCCAAGGACAACCCGAGUCACACCUGGACGCAGCAGCUGGAGGAGCUGGAGGAUGAAAUGUUUAGCGGGAACGGACCAACCGAGUUGGAGACGCGACACGAUACUCUCAUGCGUACGCACAACAGCCUCCGUGCCCAGUUAGACCCCAGCCGGCAGGUUCCAGGCCGCAGCCUGGACCCUGAAGACGAGGACAUUUUCCAGGCUCAAGGCUAUCUCCCUCUGUCCUCACAGACUCUGAGGCCAGAGGUGCAGAGCAGCUCCACACAAAGCCCAGCAACCACCUCCCCCACACAGACUAGCACAGCCUACAGAGUCGGGGUGGUCCUCAAAGCCCUGCCCCAGUCCCCUCUGCCCCUCAGCUUGGACUAUGAAGGCAGCGGCUCUGUGACCGAGACCUCCAAUAAGACCCUCUGAGGCAGGCGGGUGGUCCAAUCUACCUGCCAGAGAUCUACUACAGACACUAGUUAGAAGAUGAGCUGUGCAGGAGGAACAGCCAAGCCGGUCUGCAUCAGUCAAGUCAGAUUUAUACGACGAGACGUAAAGUUAUUUUUUUACUGGUGUCAACAUUUAUUAGUCAACAGUGUUACUAAUAAAUGCGUGUAUGAUAAAUAUAUAUAAAAGCCUUAAUGCAGCCAAACUGAAGCUGGUUAUUUCCAAACAGAAAGGCUGAACUUUGUUUAUGGAUAUUUAAUUUUUCUGUUUGUUUUGUUUCUGUAAAUCCAGUGGGUGGUGAAACCAUCUCAGCAGCUGAAUGGAUGAUUACAGAGUAACUCUGCGGUCUUUUGGCCCAAUCACAGGCUUCUCUGACAUCUUUGUUUGCCCAAAUCACGGCUCACCUCAUCAAUAUAUACAUUUGUUUCCAUUAUGCCCUCAGAGUUUAUGAAUCAAAACAAAACUGGACAGAAAAACAACAAAAUGUGGAUAUGUGAUGUCUGCUGUAGGCGUUUCCCUCCUUCUGCAGGGCAGUAAAUUCAGUUUAGACAAUCAUGAAACGACUCAUUUUAGAUUAUCAUAGUGCCAAUACCCCAGAUACUUUCCUUUUUUUUUUUUUUGUGGUUUGCACUCUGACGAUCCUCAUGCCUUUUCUUGCCAGUCGGAUUUAUUACAAAACAAUGAUCGAUUACAUGAUCGCCAAGAGGUCCAGAUGUCACUAAUUACUAAUGUGGAGCAGGAUUCAGAUCUCUGACCAUCUAGGGCUACAACCCCCUACACCUUUACUGGUAACUCUUUGUAAAAGGUGUUUAGUAGGUAAACUUUAAAAUAAAUGGUAAUAAAUCAAUAUUUAGUUGCAUUAGCAGAAUCUCAACCUUAAAUGAUAAAGAUCCAGCGGCUCACUUUGGUGUGUUUUAAUUUAACUCUUAUAAUGACCCACUUUUCUGUCAGAGGUCACUAAAUUUACACUUAAAAUGGCCUUGAAAUUUAAAGGUCAUGAUUCUCUGCCCUCCGAAGAGGAUCCUGGGGCCUUUGGAAAGGCAAAAGGGUCCAUAGCAUCACAGAUCCUUCACUGUGCUUAACACUAGUAGGGUGGGUCCACAUAUAUUUAGCUUUUGUUGAAACCAAACGCAGCAGGAUGCGUAGAUGUUGCUAAAGCUAACCUUAUCUUAUCUGAUCACCAUGCCGCUCCAGUUGAGAUCCCAGUAGCAUUUAUAAUGGUGGUUUUUAAAAGUCUUCUUGCCACAUUUGUUUUAACUUUUUUCUUUACCUGUUAUUAUUGGCAGGAUAAUUUCAUGCAGCCCUUUUUAUUUUCUAAAUCCUUACUCUGUAUAGGAUCAUGUUUUGCCCAAGAAGCUAUUUUCAUGCGGCCAUAUCCUGCCUUCCAGUUCAGUUUUACCUGCAUGUUUUCUAUUCCCAUUUAGUGGUCUGUGCCACAUUUGGUCUAAUGCACUCUACCUUUCAUUAAAUUGAUAUAUAAUUACCUUUAAAUUCAUUUCAUACUGAAUAAAUAUACUCGAAUUGAAGAGUUUUUUUUUUUCUACAUUACACAAAUGUUGAGGCUGCUUUAUAUGUG
This is a messenger RNA of Cyprinodon variegatus (sheepshead minnow), 5457 nucleotides long. RefSeq names its product sulfatase 1 (gene sulf1). Gene Ontology annotation, cellular component: Golgi apparatus; cell surface; plasma membrane. NCBI's taxonomy places the organism in Eukaryota, Metazoa, Chordata, Actinopteri, Cyprinodontiformes, Cyprinodontidae. The record is from RefSeq and is a predicted model, not a curated record. The transcript is spliced from 19 exons. The coding region runs from base 426 to 3863 and encodes 1145 amino acids. Gene Ontology annotation, molecular function: calcium ion binding; glycosaminoglycan binding; N-acetylglucosamine-6-sulfatase activity.